Diachasmimorpha longicaudata is the source of this 1433-nucleotide messenger RNA. RefSeq lists its product as uncharacterized. The record is from RefSeq and is a predicted model, not a curated record. Gene Ontology annotation, biological process: tail-anchored membrane protein insertion into ER membrane. The transcript has 4 exons. Gene Ontology annotation, cellular component: GET complex. NCBI's taxonomy places the organism in Eukaryota, Metazoa, Arthropoda, Insecta, Hymenoptera, Braconidae. Bases 528 to 1280 code for a protein of 250 amino acids.
UGGAAAUUGAGUGGAAUUUUCGAUAAUCAUGGCUGAAGCAGCAGCCAGACGUGAAGCGAGGAAAAGAAAAAUACUGGAAAAUUCUGAGUCACGUUUGCAGAGAAUCACUGGACAAACAAGUGAUGAGAAGUCCCCAGUUUUUUAGUGGAGAAGUCUUGGAUUAAAAAAUAAUCUUAUCAAUGGCUCCUUUUCUUAGAUUAGGGACAAAUUCAACUUUUCUGAUUUUGAUGACUGUCUUGUGUAUGCAGCAAGUGCUGAAAAUCAUCUGAGCAUGUUUGAGUCGAGCUAUAGAUUAUACCUUGAAAAACAAUGAGAUUUUUUAAAGUAUCACCUUUUGCUGCACUGUUUAUUUACUACCCACAUUUAUUUUUCUGCCGGUUGCAAGGAUACACUCGAGUUUUUUUUAGCAACGACACUAUACAUUUAUCUCUGGAAAAUAACAUCUUCAUUUUUUUCUGCAUAUUUACUUAAAACAAAAGCUUGAUACUCACGUCCGGUCGUCUCAUCGUUCUCUUAGUGUUUCAUGAAUGGCAAAACUCAUUGAUGGAUUCUAUAAUUAUUUAGAAGAGACUCCGAAGCUCCAGCAGAAAUUAUCGCCAUCGUCAACAAUCAACGGAGCGAUUCUAAACGAGUCUGUCAUUGACUCCUGGAACACUCUCUCUGAAUUCCAGGAUGAAUUUCCAUCUACAUCGCAGCAAGAUGUUUUUACUGAGAAACCGCUGAAUCAGCCCAAUGUUCCUCGUAGAAGAAAUCUAGGGUAUACUGCAAAUGGGGACAUCCAGGGCCAAACACACGAACCUGAUCUUAUGUCGGACUAUCAAAAUUCAUUUGUCCCAUAUGCAGAAAAUACUUCAGUGGAAACUGAAAAACUGAAGGAUUCCAACGUGAUGUCAUUCCUCGCUAGUCCGUGGGUUUACGUUGCCCUUGCUUUUGUUGUGAAUGCCAUGAUUCUGAUGAAAGCAGAACAUAUGUUUGGAACGAGUAUAAUGGUGCCAUUUUCGGUGAUCCUAAUAACCCGUAUGUUCUUUCGCGCCAAUCUCCAGCAGUCUCAACAUGGAAGUAUGCUCUUCGCAGCCUUAAUCCUAUGUAACAUAAAGCCAGAGAUAAUCCACCGACUGAAAAUAUCGUCCAGGCUAAUCUUCGUAGUACUCAAGGAACUGUCAUUCUACUUAUUCAGUUUCGUAAUAAUUUACUACUUUGGCACAUCCUACUGGUACGAUUUCGAGGGUCUGGGCUCCAACAAGCUUGAAAUAAUCGUAGAUCACCAAACAGAAGCAUAAAUUAUUUUUCUUAUACUCACUUCUGAGGAAGUUCUUGAUGGAUUUUAAUCAAUUCAUCAUGCCUUCGGAACUCUCGAUAUUCACAGCUAUGUCACGAUACCCCCUGAGCUUUGCACGAUUCACAAUUGUAAAUAAAUCGAUUAUAUGAAUAAA